AUGGACUUCAGGAAACAGCUGAAGGAGCCCCCCCACCCCAACACCUACAUUGAAGGGACACCAGUGGAGAAAGUGGAAAGUUCCUCGCCUCCACUCCAACCAACGGUUUCAAGGCCAGUUCGAGUAGAAACGGUUGCUGUGACAUGCCAUUCAGACUACAUGGAGAUCGUAGUGAAGGCUGACCUGUUUAAACUCGGUAAUCUAAUCGAUGUGGAUGACCUGCGACUUGGAGUUGAACAGUACCAAGACCAAGAGCCGUGUAGGGCUACAGCUUCAGCAACCGGAGAUGAGUACAGAAUAUUCGCAGCACUUUCAGACUGUGGAACCAAGUACAUGCUGAACGAAGACUCAUUGAUCUACGCAAACCUCCUCAGAUAUACACCCAGAACCACACCAGAUGGCGUUAUUCGAAUGGCUGGUGCUGUGAUCCCAAUUGAGUGUCAUUAUGAAAGGAAGUACAGUUUGGACAGCUCUUCUCUCCAGCCGACCUGGAUCCCUUUCACCGCCACAGUGUCUGCUGAAGAGACCCUGCAGUUCUCAUUGAAGCUUAUGACAAGUGACUGGCUCUAUGAGCGGGGUUCUGGAGUCUACUUCCUGGGUGAUCCCAUCAACAUUGAGGCAUCUGUCAGGGUUGCUCACCACACCAGGCUCAGGGUCUUUGUUAACAGCUGCGUGGCCACACUGGACCCUGAUAGCAACUCUGUCCCCAGAUAUGUCUUCAUUGAGAGUGGGUGCUUGACGGAAUCCCAGCUGCCUGGUUCCCGCUCUGGUUUCAUGCGUAGGACCCAGGACAACAAGCUCGGGUUCCACAUUGAUGCCUUUAGGUUCUACCAGGAGGACAGGGCAGAGCUGUACAUCACCUGCCACCUUAUGGCAGUCCCUGUCAUGGACCAUGCAGAGCCUAGCAACAAGGCAUGCUCCUUCAUUGAUGGCAGAUGGAGGUCUGCUGAUGAGAAUGAUUUGCUAUGUGGGCGUUGUCCAAGCCUGAGUAGACAGAAGGGGGUUGAUCAAGCUCCAGCACAACGUCCCCUCAGUCCAAGACUAGGUGGUAGCCAACUUGAACCUCGUGUCUACCGCAACAAACCCCCAGCCUCUGGUGACAAUUGGAGUAUUGGGAUGAAGGCCAAGAAAGUAUGGGACCAGGAUACUACUUUGGGCCCCAUGAUUGUCCUCCCAAGUAAACAGAAGAGUACGCCUCUAUCUCCACGGACGAGUGGAGGUAUCGAUAUACCUGGCUUCCCUGCCUCAACAGGGGACAGGAAGCCCGUAUCGCGUGGCAUGGACUUCAAGAGAGAGCUGGAGGCCACUCCAGACCCUGAGUUGAUUCCUACACCUGAGCCCAGUGGAGACCUUGAGGUUACCACAGAGAAAGAGGGUCUGGGUGAAGAGGAGGAUCAGUAUGAGAUUGGAACCUAUUGA
Molecule: messenger RNA, 1419 nt
Organism: Oncorhynchus masou masou (cherry salmon)
Lineage: Eukaryota; Metazoa; Chordata; Actinopteri; Salmoniformes; Salmonidae
Product: zona pellucida sperm-binding protein 3-like
Exons: 10
Coding region: 1-1419 (472 amino acids)
Source: RefSeq, a predicted model, not a curated record